Molecule: messenger RNA, 2597 nt
Organism: Ilyonectria robusta
Lineage: Eukaryota; Fungi; Ascomycota; Sordariomycetes; Hypocreales; Nectriaceae
Product: nucleoside phosphorylase
Exons: 4
Biological process (GO): nucleoside metabolic process
Molecular function (GO): catalytic activity
Source: RefSeq, a predicted model, not a curated record
AUGACUCUGGAGGCGGGUCCGAAUCCACGAGCACACGAUGAUUACACAGUCGGCUGGGUCUGCGCUCUUGCCAAGGAGCAGACGGCGGCGACAGCCAUGUUGGAUGCCCAACACGGCCCCCUCUCCAAGCCCGUCACCGACAACAACACAUACACGCUUGGCUCCAUCGACAACCACAACAUCGUCAUUGCUUGCCUCCCUUUCGGCAGGGUUGGCAACAACUCAUCGGCGACGGUCGCUACCCAGAUGGUUUCCACAUUUCCGUCUAUCAAGUUCGGUCUUAUGGUGGGUAUCGGUGGUGGUAUUCCUCCCAAAGUCCGGCUCGGCGAUGUCGUCGUCAGCACGCCAAUAGCCGAGUUUCCUGGGGUCGUCCAGUGGGACAUGGGCAAGGUUGAGCAAGAGCGAAAGUUCAAGCGAACGCAAUCGCUGAACAAUCCCCCGACUGCUCUGUUGACGGCUUUGACGACCUUGCAGACCCGGCAUGAGAUGCAGGGUUCUCAGAUUCCUCAGUAUCUCGACGAUCUUGAAAAGAACUGGUCGAGGCUUGCGGCAAAAUAUUGUCGAUCUGAUUCGCUCGAGGACGUUUUAUUUGCUGCCAACAGUCACCAUCGGUCUCAGGGUGUUCAGCGUGGACUCAUUGCAAUACUCUGGGAGAUCAUAUCUGCCCUUACUGGAUUCCUUUUGGGUCGAUCGACUAUGGCUCUCACAGACCCUGUCGCCAGUUCUGGAGCAGCGUCGGAUGACGGACAGAGGAACGACACCAUCAUGAAAAGAAAGCCAAGGGACAUGGUUGUUCAUUACGGGCUGAUCGCAUCCGGCAACAGAGUCAUCAAGGACGCCGGAUUCCGGGACGAUCUGAAUCGGAGCCUGGGCGGACACGUUCUUUGCGUCGAGAUGGAGGCGGCAGGUCUCAUGAAUGACUUUCCAUGUGUCAUAAUCCGCGGAAUAUGCGACUAUGCCGAUUCUCACAAGAACAAGGCCUGGCAAGAGCACGCGGCAGCCGUGGCGGCAGCAUUUGCGAAGGAGCUAUUGUCUACUGUUCCUCCACAGGAAGUUCAGCAUAUGCCGACAAUCAACAACUUGAGCCAUCAACUCGAGGAAGUGGCGACUACAGUCAACAAGAUCCACUCCGAACAACGCAACCAAGAGCAUCAGUACAUCCUCGACUGGCUCAGUCAGGUUGACUAUGCGAAACAGCAGGUCUACCAUAUCAAACGACACCAAGUUGGCACGGGACAGUGGUUUCUGAACUCCACUCAGUUCAACGAGUGGCUACAGACCAAACAAAUGACACUCUUCAGUCCAGGAAUUCCUGGUGCCGGUAAAACGACUCUCGCGGCGAUCGCCAUCGCACACUUGAUCCAACAAUUUCAAUCCGAUGAUACUGUCAGGAUUGCUUACGUCUACUUAAACUACAAGCAGCAUGAAGAACAGAAUGCGGAUGCUCUCCUGGCAAACAUCUUGAAGCAACUCGCACAAAACCGGCCGUCAUUGCCCGAGAGCGUGGAGAGUCUUUAUAAAGCCCAUAAAUCAAACAGAACACGGCCUCUGCUCGACGAGCUGUCCAGCACAUUGCAAUCUGUCUGCAAUAUCUACUCGAGAGUCUUGAUUGUUGUUGAUGCCCUUGACGAAUUCCAAACUUCUGACGGUCAGCGAGCCCUGUUUCUGUCCGAGAUCAAGAAGUUACAGGCCGUCAGUGGAGUAAACAUUUUCGUGACAUCGAGAGAUCUACCUGAUAUUAGACGCAACUUUGAAGACAGUAUCGAGUUACCAGUUAGUGCCGUGGAUGAAGAUAUUCGUCUGUACCUCGACAGUUGUUUACCUCGCAUGUCUGGAGUCGUUGGACGCAACAAAAGCUUGCAAGAGGAGGCCAAGAAAGAAAUUGCUCACGCGGCUCGGGGAAUGUUCCUGCUCGCCAAACUCCACACAGACUCUUUGGAUGGCAUGCCAUCUCCGAAAAUUGUCCGCACAGCUCUGAAGAAGCUUAACGGCGGGUCUGAUGCAUAUGGCCGCGCUUAUGACAUGGUCAUGGAGAGAGUCCUGUGCCAGGUACCAGCCUCCAGAGACUUCGCGAUCAAGGUCCUUUCCUGGCUGGCCUUUGCAAUCGAAUCCCUCACUACAGAACAGCUUCAACACGCUCUUGCGGUGGAAGAGAACUCGAUUGACCUGGAUAGAGAGAAUCUUCCGGCAACUGAGGACAUGGUCUCGAUGUGUGGCGGCCUAGUGGCAAUUGAUGAAACCAACACCGUCCACCUAGUCCAUUACACUACGCAUGACUACUUCUCCGUGGCGGGAGACAAGUGGUUCCCGACAGGUGAGGCAUCAAUGGCAAAAGCCUGCAUAACCUAUCUUUCUUUCGAUACAUUCAAUAGCGGGUGCUGUACGACGGCUGAUGACUUUGAGAAUCGUAUGAGACUGUACCCUUUAUGCAACCAUGCAGCAAGAAACUGGGGUUACUACGCCAAUCACAGUCUCCCGGGAAAGGACCAGACUAUCAUCAAUUUUUUGCAACACCAGGAGAAACUCAUGGCCUCUGUCCAAGCAACCAAUUUCUGGGAAUGGGAUCACUGGAUUCUCUCGGUGUCGCCCUUUCCAAU